This is a messenger RNA of Xiphophorus hellerii (green swordtail), 4145 nucleotides long. RefSeq names its product membrane-bound transcription factor peptidase, site 1 (gene mbtps1). Gene Ontology annotation, molecular function: serine-type endopeptidase activity. NCBI's taxonomy places the organism in Eukaryota, Metazoa, Chordata, Actinopteri, Cyprinodontiformes, Poeciliidae. Gene Ontology annotation, biological process: proteolysis. The record is from RefSeq and is a predicted model, not a curated record. Gene Ontology annotation, cellular component: Golgi apparatus.
AAUCCAGUAUAAUUCCAGAAAAACACCAGCAGCCAUCCCUCUCACUGUUACUACCAUCUUCCCAUCCGUCAUCUCCUCUUCCUCCGACUGCUCCACUUCCCAACAUGGCAACUGUGUUUGUUCUCCGGCCGUGUCGCUGAGCCGCCGCUCUGGACCGCCACCAUGGAGAAAAAACGCAGAAAGAAAUUAAUCUAGCUGCCCAGGCUGUUUGCAAAAUGGACUCAUUUUUGGAGCUGUGGACCUGAAAAUGCUCCGUCUCGGCCUCUGAUAUGAUAACACAGUUCGUGCUACUUUCUUUACGAGCCAAAAUGGUUCUAUUCUUGUUGCUGGCAUCCACACUUUUGGGAACGCUGGCAGGCCUUUUGCCUGUGGUGGGGAUGGGGUCAGAACGGGAGGCAAACGCCAGAUCUGACUAUCAGCCCCCCAACCUGCAGCCCCUCCCCUCGCCAGCCAGUUCAAACUGCUCCCAGUUGACCCUGAAACUGGAGUUUUCUUCUGAGGUGGUAGAACACGAGUACAUCGUAGCGUUUACAGGGUACUUCUCAGCCAAGGCCCGCAGCCUGUACAUCAGCAGUGCCUUGAGGGGAGUUGGAGACAAAAAGCUAGAGUGGCACAUCGUUCCCAGAGAGAACCCGGCUUCAGACUUCCCUAGCGACUUCGAGUUGGUCCACAUCAAGCAAGCUUCGUCCAGCAGCCUGCUGACCUUAGAGGAUCACCCUUACAUCAAGAGGGUGACGCCGCAACGCAAAGUUUUCCGAUCCCUCAAGUACAUUCCCUCACCUGAACCUGCUGCACCCUGCAACGGCACACAUGACUCCCAAAAAUGGCAGUCAUGGCAGUCUUCUCGACCCUUCAGGCGAACCAGCCUGUCGCUCGGCUCGGGUUUUUGGCACGCCACCGGUCGCCACUCCAGCCGCCGGCUGCUGCGUGCCAUCCCCCGCCACGUUGCUCAGAUCCUGCAGGCAGAUGUUCUGUGGCAGAUGGGACACACAGGUUCUGGUGUAAAGGUAGCGGUUUUUGACACAGGGCUGAGUGAGAAGCAUCCACAUUUUAAGAACGUGAAGGAACGAACAAACUGGACCAAUGAAAAGACUCUGGAUGAUGGCCUGGGCCAUGGGACGUUUGUAGCAGGAGUUAUAGCCAGUAUGAGGGAGUGUCAGGGCUUCGCCCCUGACUCUGAGCUCCACAUCUUCAGGGUGUUCACAAACAACCAGGUUUCCUACACCUCAUGGUUUCUGGAUGCUUUCAACUAUGCCAUCCUGAAGAAAAUUGAUGUUUUGAAUCUCAGCAUUGGUGGACCUGACUUCAUGGACCAUCCUUUUGUUGAUAAGGUGUGGGAGCUGACUGCCAACAAAGUGAUCAUGGUUUCUGCUAUCGGCAACGACGGACCUCUGUAUGGCACCUUGAACAAUCCAGCUGACCAGAUGGAUGUGAUUGGAGUUGGAGGGAUUGAUUUUGAGGACAACAUAGCCAGGUUUUCCUCCAGAGGCAUGACAACUUGGGAGCUUCCGGGGGGUUACGGCAGAGUAAAGCCCGAUAUCGUGACCUACGGUUCAGGGGUUCGAGGCUCAGGGUUGAAGGAGGGAUGCCGCUCGUUGUCUGGUACCAGCUUGCCUUCUCCUGUGGUUGCCGGUGCCGUCACCCUUUUGGCCAGCACCGUUCUCAACCGGGAGCUGGUGAACCCUGCCUCCAUGAAACAGGCUCUGAUUGCCUCGGCUCGCAGGCUGCCCGGGGUCAACAUGUUUGAGCAGGGCCACGGGAAACUGGACCUGAUCCGAGCAUAUCAGAUCCUGAACAGCUACAGACCCCAGGCCAGUCUCUCUCCCAGCUACAUCGACCUGACAGAGUGUCCAUACAUGUGGCCUUACUGCUCUCAGCCAAUCUACUACGGAGGAAUGCCCACCAUCGUUAACGUAACCAUCCUCAAUGGCAUGGGGGUCACAGGCAGGAUCAUCGACAAGCCCAUCUGGCAGCCGUACCUGCCUCAGAACGGUGACAACAUCGACGUGGCCGUCUCAUACUCACCUGUGCUGUGGCCGUGGGCCGGUUACCUGGCCGUGUCCAUCUCUGUGGCCAAGAAAGCUGCAUCGUGGGAGGGCAUUGCUCAAGGUCAUAUAAUGGUGACAGUUGCCUCUCCUGCAGAGAAUGAUUCAGAAGUUGGAGGGGAGCUUACGUCUACAGUCAAGCUACCCAUAAAAGUAAAGAUCGUGCCCACUCCACCUCGCAGUAAGAGGGUGCUGUGGGACCAGUACCACAAUCUGCGCUACCCACCCGGCUAUUUUCCCCGUGACAACCUCCGCAUGAAGAACGACCCACUGGACUGGAAUGGGGAUCACAUCCACACCAACUUCAGGGACAUGUACCAGCAUCUGAGGAGCAUGGGCUACUUUGUGGAAGUUCUGGGAGCACCUCUGACAUGCUUCGACGCCAGCCAGUAUGGCACACUGUUAAUGGUGGACAGUGAGGAAGAGUAUUUUCCUGAAGAGAUCACCAAGCUGAGGAGAGACAUUGACAACGGCCUGUCGCUCAUCAUCUUCAGCGACUGGUACAACACCUCGGUGAUGAGGAAGGUCAAGUUCUACGAUGAAAACACCAGACAGUGGUGGAUGCCGGACACAGGGGGCGCUAAUGUGCCAGCCUUGAACGACCUGAUCUCAGUCUGGGGGAUGGCUUUCAGCGACGGGCUGUAUGAGGGGGACUUCACCCUGGCUGAUCAUGACAUGUAUUACGCCUCAGGCUGCAGCAUUGCCCGUUUCCCAGAAGAUGGAAUUGUAAUUGCCAAGAACCUGAAAGAUCAAGGUCUGGAAGUAUUGAAGCAGGAGACUGCUGUGGUCGAGGGAAUUCCCAUCCUGGGACUGUACCAAACCCCUUCAGAGGGGGGAGGUCGGAUAGCUCUGUAUGGAGACUCAAACUGCAUUGACGACAGUCACAGACAAAAAGACUGUUUCUGGUUGCUGGAUGCUCUGCUGCAGUAUACUUCUUACAGUAUGACUCCUCCCAGCCUCAGCCACUCCCACAGCAGAGUGGCGCCUCCUGCAGGUGCAGAGCGGCCACUGCCCCAGAGACUGGAAGGGAACCACCUGUACCGUUACUCCAAGGUUCUGGAGGCUCACCUGGGUGACCCCAAGCCACGCCCCCUACCAGCGUGUCCCCACCUAUCCUGGGCAAAGCCACAGCCACUCAAUGAGACGGCCCCCAGUAACCUUUGGAAGCACCAGAAGCUUCUCUCAGUGGAUCUGGACAAAGUGGCUGUGCCUAACAUGAAGUCAUACCGUCCCCAGGUCCGACCCCUGUCCCCUGGGGAGAGCGGGGCCUGGGACAUUCCCAGGAGGGAUAAUGCCAGGGUCGCUACAACCAAGAAGUUGGUCAGACCAUCCCCGUGUUCGCCUUCCUGGGAGCGAUGGUUGUUUUGUCAUUUUUCGUGGUUCAGCUCACUAAAGCCAAGAGCAAACCGAAGCGCAGGAAACCCCGGAUCAAACGGCCCACAUACCUCCAGCAGCAGACAGCGACAGCUGGGAAAAACCCCACUGUGUGACUGCAUAUUUGCACUGCUGCCGAAUAGCUGGGCCCAACUCCAGAACUGAGACGUUGAAGAGAUAAGUCAGAGGAGUUGAACUGCUUGGGCAGACUGUUGGACUGCUUUUUAAAGCUCGCCAGACAUCUCCUGGAAACUUUUUUUUUUUUUUUUUGUGCCUCUUGUCCGUUUAAGGCUGUCGUUGGUGUUUUGUGUAUUUGUGGACCAAUGAACAGUGUUAGACAAAACCCAAGUCUGGUACCCCAAAGGUCCAGCUACAGUCCAAGUACACAUUGUGUCAACAUUUCCUUUUCUCUUCUUUGACCAAAUGGGUUCUUUAUAAGUAAAAUAUCUUACUUUUAUAUUUAUUGAAUUUGUUCUUACCCUAAAACAUAUGUGUUACACUUGUCAGUAACUCUUUAAAUAGUUGGCACACAAACAGGAUAAAAUUGCCUGAUCCCUGGUUUUUCAAGUCCUGCCCCUAUCUGUUGAACAUCACUGUUGUUUUCAUAUUUUAUACAGUCAGUAUAUCUGGUCAGGCUUUCUGUUGAAAUCCUCCCUUUUGGACUCCAGUGUCUUCAACAGACUUGGUCAGAUAUCGCAUCAAUAAUAAAAAAAGCAUCAUCAAAGG